AUGACAAUCUGUACUUAUCUGCACGUAUGUUUGCAUCGGAAGCGGCCAUAUGAAGAUCUGAUGAUGCAAGCCAGGAAGAUUAAGUACGACGUCAUCGGGCUGACCGAGACGAGACGACACCACCCGCUAAGCGCCAUGUAUGAUGCUGGAGAAGAACUGUUCCUAGGAACAUGCGACAGUAGAGGAGUUGGUGGAGUUGAUGUCCUCGUCAACACGAGUACGGCAAAGAACAUCGACUAUUUUGAACGACUUAAGACCCGAAUCGGACGUCUGCAGGUGAGAAGAUGUGGUUCAACGUCAGCUUUAACUAUCUUCGUCGCUUACGCUCCAACAUCAAACCACGAAAAACUCGAAGUUUUCUAUAUGGACCUGGAGAAGUUCUACCGAGAAGAUCAUAUCUUCUACAAGGUCAUGAUUGGGGGAGAGGUUCUCCGAGUUCAUCAUGACGACUAUGACCAUCCAUGGGAAUUCGCAAUUCCAGAAGCCCGCUUCUCUACGCUGGACGUGGGAGUCACUCGGGAGGGAAGGUACCAAACUGAAAUUGAUCACAUCAUCGUUAAUAAAAGGUUUUUCUUGACGGACAUCGCUGUUGUGCCAAAGUUUUAUACGGAAUCGGACCAUCGCCUCCUCUGGGGAAGAUUUUUGUUCACCCGGAAAGAAGAGAAACCCGCGAAGUUUAGAGAGCAAAGUCCCACAACUAUCAUUAACUGGGAUCUCUUCGCUACACUAGCCGACUUUUGGGAAGAUUCCGCAAUGGACAACAUCGAUGAGGAAUACGACCGGCUCGUUGAACAUCUUCACGAAUGCAAGAGGAAGGCUGAAAGUUUUAAAACCACCAAGAGACGCCCGUGUCUCGAAACUUUCGAGCUGAUACGCACGAGGACAAGAACUAGUUCGACAAAGCUUUAG
Messenger RNA from Necator americanus (New World hookworm), 909 nucleotides. RefSeq lists its product as uncharacterized. The coding region runs from base 1 to 909 and encodes 302 amino acids. The transcript is spliced from 2 exons. NCBI's taxonomy places the organism in Eukaryota, Metazoa, Nematoda, Chromadorea, Rhabditida, Ancylostomatidae. The record is from RefSeq and is a predicted model, not a curated record.